UUUUUCCGAUGUGAAAAACUCAAUAUCGUUUAAGACAUCACUCGCAAACUUUCGUUAAUUAUGUCUUCUGAGGGGGCGAUGCCAGCAGCUGAACCCAGGUUACACCGACUCUCCUCCUGGUUUGACCCUGAAACUGCUGCGGUAGUGACCAUCCUCCUGGGGCUGUUCCAGGUGCUGCUGUCUGUCCCACUUGCUUAUGCUGACCAAACUCUGCCAAAACUCUUCAUACUGCCACUUGUCCUAGGAAUUGUAAUUGUGGCAGGAGGAUCAUUCACCAUGGCCAAUGAGAGAAACCCCAGCAGACUACUGCUUCGUGGUUGUGCCUGCAGUAACGUCAUUGGCCUGCUGGUGGCACUCCUUGCCUUCUGCCUCUACUGCUUCAGCCUCAGCACAGAUCGCGAAGAACUUUGUGUACCUGUUUAUUCUGACUUUGCUUUCAGAGCCUGUCCUGGGGAAAUCCUCACGGCAUACUGCUGGAGUGUGACACUGCUGCUGCUGGUCUAUGACACUGGUGCUGUGGUCUUGCACUGCCUGCUGUCUAUCUCUGCUCUCAAAGCACUUAAAACGGACUAAUAUCAUACAAACACACACAUGUACACACUGUACUGCAAAGUACAUACAGUACCAUACACGUUGAAAAGGAAAGCACUCAUGAUACAGGUCAGAUGUUUUCUAUUCAAAACCAAACGUAUCCCUGUAAUAGAUAAUAACCUAACCCUAACUUUUCACAAAGUGAGCUUUAUCAACACACUGUCAUCAUUUUAACAAUAUACAAUUCCAAAACAAAUCCUUCUAGCAGACACCAACAUGACAACUUGCACAACAGGUAACACAUGAUGUAUUUUGUGUCUUUGAAGUUGUAAAUUCCUUUGUGAUCUCUAUUUUUAUGUUGUUUUAAACUGAAACCUAUCCUUUAAUUAUGGAACUGGAGCCAGGACUCAAUUAGCUUAGCUUAACAUAAAGAUUGGAAGCAGGUGGAAACAGCUAGCCUAGCUCAGAUUAUCUUGUCUUUAUUAUUUCAUAUUACAUCUUUAUUAUUACAGAUUUGUUAUUGAGGUAAAAGUAAAAAGUAAUCAAGUUACAUUAUAUUGUGAUACUUGGGUUAGUUUACGACUACAUUUUGUACCAGAAUAUAUUUUUAAAGUUAGCCUCCCAACCCAAUUUAACAAACAAUCAGAUCAAAGACCAACCCACUUUUCCAUAAGAUUAGUACAUCUUGGUCAAUCUUAUCAAACGCUGUGCUUAGUUCUAAGAGGAACUGAGACUCAUCAGAGUUUAGUCUGUGGGUGCUGAUUAUUUUAGUAGGAACAGUUUCAGUGCUGUGGUUUGUUGUAAAGCCUGAGUGCAAUUCCACCAGGAUAUUGUUUUCUUUAACAAAGGAGUUUAUUUGCAAUGAAACAAUAUUUUCAAUUGUCCUACUAAUGAAUGGAAGGUUGGAUGUCAGCCUGUAGCUGGACAAAGCGUUACUAUCUAGGUUGGAUUUCUUGAGUAAGAGUACAGUAGCUGUUUUGAAGACAUCUGGGAAGAUUUUUUGUUUGAAGUGAUGUAUUUAUAAUGUCCAGGACAUAAUUGGAAACACAACCACUUAAAAAAUGCUGUAGGUACAGGGUCAAUACAUGAAGCGGGGGAAUUAUAAUGAGUGAGUCUUGCAAAGCUCAGUUAAUGUAAUACAGAUGAAUUUUCCCAUGGUCCCAUUUACAAGACAACUGUGUUUACACCAGCAGGAAUUCUGGCUCUAAUUUGUGUUAUUUUGUUACUAAAAAACAAUGUGAGUUCCUUACAUUUUGAUGCAGAUAACUGUUGGGGGUGUGGGCAGUAUUCUCCCAGUAUUCUCUAUAAUAAUCUUGGAAAAGUAAUCCUUUGGUGCCAGAUGUACUGCUUUGUUACAUGCAGUCAUUGCCUAUGGGUAUAUAUUACAAUGAACUGCAAGUCUAGUUUUCCUCCAUUUUUUUCAGCUAAGAUGACAAUGCAUUUUUGAAAAUUUUACCUAUGUUAUUUAAAUAACAUGGUUGAAAACUGUUUAACUAUGUUAUUUUAAUCACAUUGUUAUUUUCGACCAUGUUUUGACCAUAACAUGGCUGAAAAUUUCAACAGUGCAUAAGUAAUAAUUCAUAAACUCCACAGUUUACACAUCAUGUAUAAUGAAAUCAAGUGGGACUUGUAGAGAUAGUGAUGAAUAUUUUGGUGGCUGAUAUAAUGUACUGAUGAGCACUGGCAAAUCUAAUAAUGCUCUUCAGCUCAAGAGCGAGAUAUUCAAAUGAUGAAAUAUCACCCAAGUCCAUAUCACAGACAAACUACAAUCUAUUCUUCGUUCCUGUUUUGUCUGACCGAUUAAUUAUUUGGAGGCCAGUUUUCAACUAAAAACAUACAUAUAUAUAUGCCGCUUUUUAUGAAUUAUAUGUUGUUUAGCAAUUUUAUAACAAAUAAAAUAUAAAUAAAAUAUUUUUAGAAAACGAUUUGUAUAGGAAGGGGUAACAUAUGACCAAUAUGAACAUCUAAACUAGUCAACUCUAUGAUCAUUUUAGAGGCAGCAAGUUGUUACAGCAUUAAAUGGUGGCCAAAUAUUGUUGGUCUGUAUGCAUGUUGUGGGAGGACAAAACAACAAACCCUUACAAUAUAAGAUUAUGCUUUAUUCUGGUGUUGUUGUCAUUUUCAUCCACAGCCUGCAUGUGCAAAACAGACAGCUUAUUCAAAUGUUGUCCACUUAAGAUGUAAUAAACUAUUUCUAAGACCUAUGGUGUUUUACCAUACUGUCAUCUAUGGUCCUUCUGACAGGACUCACCUGCUACAAAUGUUUCCAUUACAGGGCCUGGGCAGUCACUCUUGGUGAAGACAGAACUCUUGAUGAUUUCUAGAUAUUAUUAUGUCUAUCUUACUUUUCACACCACUGAGAUUCUCAUGCUGCUGGUACAAAUGUCCAUAAAUGUGCAUUCACCUGUAUGUUUUUAGUGUUUUUACUUGCUACAAGAUGUUCAGGAGAAAACCAUAAUACACUCUUUUAGCCAUUAAAAGGCUGAAUUUGUUCAUAGAGAGCCUUAGAUAGAGAUAUAGAGAGAUUCUAUCAUUGGAUUGUUUUAAAUAUAAUUUUAUAUUGGUUGUAUUUUCAUCUUUCAAAGGUUCCAUAUGUAUGAUUGUGAAGCACAUGUAUUAAUAAAUGUUUUAUUGUCAAUUAA
This is a messenger RNA of Scomber japonicus (chub mackerel), 3173 nucleotides long. RefSeq lists its product as uncharacterized. The transcript is spliced from 6 exons. NCBI's taxonomy places the organism in Eukaryota, Metazoa, Chordata, Actinopteri, Scombriformes, Scombridae. The coding region runs from base 61 to 573 and encodes 170 amino acids. The record is from RefSeq and is a predicted model, not a curated record. Gene Ontology annotation, cellular component: membrane.